Phaeoacremonium minimum UCRPA7 is the source of this 1686-nucleotide messenger RNA. Its product is annotated as putative acetolactate synthase protein. Gene Ontology annotation, cellular component: acetolactate synthase complex. The coding region runs from base 1 to 1686 and encodes 561 amino acids. Lineage: Eukaryota; Fungi; Ascomycota; Sordariomycetes; Togniniales; Togniniaceae. Gene Ontology annotation, molecular function: magnesium ion binding; thiamine pyrophosphate binding; flavin adenine dinucleotide binding. The transcript has a single exon. The record is from RefSeq and is a predicted model, not a curated record. Gene Ontology annotation, biological process: L-valine biosynthetic process; butanediol metabolic process.
AUGUCUACCGAAACGGUUCAGAUCGUGAUUGACUCGCUGCUUGCGGCAGGUGUCAAGUAUGUCUUCGGUGUUCCCGGAGCCAAAAUCGACUCGGUCUUCAAUGCCCUGAUCGACCACCCGGAAAUCAAACUUGUCGUCACUCGGCACGAGCAGAAUGCAGCCUUCAUUGCGGCAAGUAUCGGGAAGAUUACCGGACGACCGGGCGUGUGCAUCGCAACAUCGGGGCCUGGUACUAGCAACCUCGUGACCGGCCUCAUCACUGCAACCGAUGAAGGUGCCCCUAUGGUGGCAAUUGUUGGUAGCGUCAAGAGAGCACAAGCAGCGAAACGGACGCACCAGAGCUUGCAGGCUAUUGCGCUGCUCCGGCCUGUCACCAAAAAGACAGUGGCAGCCAUUGUUGAAGAUCAAGUCGCUGAGAUCAUGCUCGAUGCUUUUAGGAUAGCGACAGCUCAUCCGCAGGGCGCCACAGCAAUCAGUCUGCCGAUAGAUGUCAUGACUGCUGGCAUGAAAUCAUCAAUUCCUGCUUUUCCAGCCUCAGCAUUCACGCCGCCCGACUAUGGGCCGUCUCCAGAAGCUUCGCUUCAGAGUGCGGCAAGUCUGAUUGAGGCUGCGAAGUUUCCGGUCCUGUUCCUCGGCAUGCGAGCGGCAGACCAAGGAGUAGUCGAUUCUGUGCACAACUUUCUGAGAAACCACCCCAUCCCUGUCGUUGAAACUUUUCAGGCUGCUGGAGCCAUCUCAAAAGAGCUUGUGCAAUUAUUUUAUGGACGUAUCGGUCUCUUCCGCAACCAGCCUGGAGACAAGCUAUUGGCAAAGGCAGACCUGGUCGUCACUAUAGGCUACGAUGAAGCAGAAUAUGACGCGAAUCUCUGGAACAAAGAGAAUCGUUUCAAGAUUAUCCAUAUAGACCACAAUCCUGCUGCGAUUGGGUAUUUCUACGCACCGAAGCUAGAACUUAUCGGGUCAAUGGCCGCCAACCUCAACUUUCUGACCAAUCGUCUGCGGAGAGUAGCCAAACCCCAAGACACCGAUCUUGGAAAGUCUUUAUUCUUAGAAUUUCACUCCUGGGAGUCUCAAUAUGAUCUUGUUGCUAAGCAGGGCGACGCUCCAGUACACCCACUGUACUUCAUCCGACUCUUGCAGAAGAUGAUCGAAGAGCGCACUACUGUUAUUUCUGAUGUUGGCAGCCACUACAUUUGGCUCUCACGAUACUUCUACUCUUAUUUUCCGAAGACUUUUCUUGUCUCCAAUGCGCAACAAACUCUUGGUGUUGCAUUGCCAUGGGCAAUUGGUGCAUCAUUGACACAAGAGCCGUCAUGUUCCAAGAAAGUUGUUAGUGUAAGUGGGGACGGCGGCUUCCUCUUCAGUGGUCAGGAGCUCGUUACUGCAGUACAACAGGGAUGUGAUAUCACCCACUUUAUUUGGAACGAUGGAAAAUACAACAUGGUUGAAUUUCAAGAGAUAGAGAAGUACGGUAGAAGUGCAGGCAUCGACCUCGGAGGGGUGGACUUUGUCAAAUAUGCAGAGGCAUUUGGGGCCAAGGGGCUCCGCGUAAGUCGCUCCGCGGAUAUGGAGAGCGUAAUGCGUGAGGCUCUAGAAUAUAAGGGGGUUUGCGUUGUGGACAUUACCAUAGAUUACUCCCAAAACCACGACUUGAUGACCAACGUAGUGGCGGAGAGCAUUGCUUAA